Molecule: messenger RNA, 6904 nt
Organism: Pleuronectes platessa (European plaice)
Lineage: Eukaryota; Metazoa; Chordata; Actinopteri; Pleuronectiformes; Pleuronectidae
Gene: hipk3a
Product: homeodomain interacting protein kinase 3a
Exons: 18
Coding region: 385-4491 (1368 amino acids)
Biological process (GO): peptidyl-threonine phosphorylation; peptidyl-serine phosphorylation
Cellular component (GO): nucleus; PML body; cytoplasm
Molecular function (GO): protein serine/threonine kinase activity; ATP binding; protein tyrosine kinase activity
Source: RefSeq, a predicted model, not a curated record
CCCCGGACCAGCAGCUGCAGUUAGCAUUAGCAUCCAGUAACUGAGAGAGAGAGAGAGCGAGUGUGUGACGGAGGACGCUGCGAUGGUAAAGUUUAGAAACACGGAGCCUCGUCUCGACUAGACGCCGGGGCGACGUCCGCUGAAUCCCGGGGCGGUCGUGGAGACCAUGAGCCGUGGCUGGAGCCGAUAAUCCCCCCCCCCCCCGUGGUUCGACUUCUUUUUCGGGGCUUCAGAUGUGCGGAAAGUCGCUCGGUGUCUCCUGGUCGUUGAACAACAAGAUGGCAGCAGCAGCAGCAUCGGUGCAGGAUUUGUCGGUGGUGCGGCGCCUCGUUGCUGGUCUGUUCCUCGACUCUCCGGGUGACAUUCACUGGUUUUACUGAAGGCAUGGCCUCACAAGUCUUGGUUUACCCACCACACCUGCACUCCGCUCAUACAAGUGCCUUAGGAACCAGCAGAAGUGCUACCAGCAGAGACACAGGCGAAGGCCACCACCGUAAUAACACCAGCAGAACCUUUCAGCAGCGACCCCCACCCAAGACCUACGUGAUAGGGGUCAACUACGGAAUUGCCUAUCCCAACAACGUUCUCCCGUCCGCAGCCGGUGCUGCUUCAGGAAGACGACACAGGGGAGUGCAGCUCGAAGCACGAGAGGAGUGGACAGGAUUACAAAGAGAGGAGAGUUUUGAGAGACAAGGAGCAGGUCCAGCUGGGAUCCAUAGCAGAGGCCCACAGGAAGGGAGGCCUUGGGGGGACAGUGGUGGAACUCCCUCAGCAGGAGUAGGUCUGGAUUGUGGGCUACUGAGGAGGGGGUGUAUCAGAGCAGAGGAGGAAGCGGGCGGAAACAGGAGAGUACGAACCAGAGGGGGGUAUGUUAGUCUUGUAGACACUGCCCAUGGAUGUGAACAAUACAAGGCAGGUGUAAGUGGAGAACAACCGCAGGAGAACAGCUGCACUGGAACGAUGCAGAUAGUGGAGGAGGUAUCUGCUCUACCUUCCCAUCCUCCCACUGUGGCAAUGUUGCAAACCAGCACUGGGAAUAAUGGCGACAGUGUCAGAGUAGGGGGCAAAGGCACAAUGCCUCCCCAACACAGCAAGGUGGAUGGAGUGGCAGACAUGGGAAUCGGGGUAAACAAGGCCGAAGUGAAGCCUAACGCUGGUACUGAGGCGGUGGCAGGAGCGACAGUGACCAGAACUGGAUCCGGAGACGGGGACUAUCAGUUAGUCCAGCACGAGGUCCUGUGCUCCUUGAAGAACAGCUAUGAGGUGUUGGAGUUUCUCGGACGUGGCACCUUCGGUCAGGUGGUGAAGGGCUGGAAGAGGGGAACGAAUGAAGUGGUGGCUAUAAAAAUACUGAAGAACCAUCCCUCCUAUGCACGUCAGGGACAGAUCGAGGUGGAGAUCCUGGCCCGGUUGAGCAACGAGAAUGCAGAUGAGCAUAACGUGGUGCGUGCUCUGGAGUGCUUUCAGCACCGCAGCCACACCUGCCUGGUGUUUGAGAUGCUGGAGCAGAAUCUCUACGACUUCCUCAAACAGAACAAGUUCAGCCCACUGCCGCUUAAAAUCAUCAGGCCUAUUCUGCAGCAGGUGGCAACAGCCUUAAAGAAGCUGAAGUCCCUGGGUUUGAUCCACGCUGACCUGAAGCCAGAGAACAUCAUGUUAGUGGAUCCCACCAGGCAACCUUACAGAGUGAAGGUCAUCGACUUCGGCUCAGCCAGCCACGUCUCCAAGGCUGUGUGCUCCACUUACCUGCAGUCCAGAUACUACAGGGCUCCGGAGAUUAUUUUGGGGCUGCCGUUCUGUGAGGCCAUUGACAUGUGGUCACUGGGCUGUGUGAUAGCCGAGCUCUUCUUGGGUUGGCCUCUCUACCCCGGAGCGCUGGAGUAUGACCAGAUCCGGUACAUCUCUCAGACUCAGGGCCUGCCUGCCGAGCAGCUGCUCAACAAGGGAACCAAGACGUCUCGCUUCUUCUCCAAAGAGUCGGACUCUCCCUACGCCUCCUGGAGACUCAAAACGACAGAGCAGCACGAGAAAGAGACGGGACUCAAAUCCAAAGAGGCCAGGAAGUACAUCUUCAGCUGCCUGGACGACGUGGCACAUGUGAACCUGGUGCUGAGUCCUGACAACUGUGACAUGCAGGCGGACAAGGUGGACCGGAGGGAGUUUGUGUCCCUGCUGAAGAGCAUGCUGCUGAUAGAUGCUGAGAACAGGACUGUUCCCACCGCUGUUCUCAAUCACCCGUUCCUCACGAUGACACAUCUGCUGGACUACCCACACAGUAACCAUGUGCAGUCGUCUUUCCGCAUCAUGGACAUGUGCCACGGCGGCCCCACCAACGCAGUCUUCGACGCUCUCAACCAGAACACCAUUCAUUUCUCCAGACCUCCUGUGGUGCCCGCCGGCUCCUCUGGCCUCCCACUGGGCUACAGCAACAUACCAGUCCACCCUCAGGCGCUAACCCAGUCGGGUCCCUCAGUGAUGCAUCCUGGGAUCGCUCUGACAGCUGGGAACGGGCAGUUUGGCUGCAGCGACUCGUUCCCACCCGCCCUCCUCCUGUGUCCCCCCCCCAUGCAAGGUAACCUUAAUCAACAAGCAGGGUAUUCUGUUCCAAUGGUAACUCAGGCCCCUCCCAUACAGCCCCUACCAGUGAGGCCUGGUGUCAUAGCUCAGCAGGCCUGGUCCAGCCGGGGGCAGCAGCUCCUUGUCCCAGCAGCCUGGCAGCAGAUGACUCCCGUGGGUCCUCCUCCCUCUCACCCGCCUCCACCACCUCCUUCCUCCUUAACCAACGACGCCACAGCCGGCCAUCAGAGGAUCAGCGACUGGGGGAAAGUACGUCCCCACGGCAACCACUACAGUUCAGUGAUUCAACAGCCUCUCCUGACCAAUCAGAUGACAGCUCUCUCUGCCCAUCAGCCAAUCAACAUCGGCAUAGCUCAUGUUGUGUGGCCCCAGCCGGCCAGUAAGAGGAACAGACACAGUCACAACAGGAACCUGUCCCACCACAAUAACCACAUGGCAGCGAGUCGGACCUCCAAGAUGGCUGAUGUUGUUGGACACGCAGUCUCAGGGAGAGGGCCGCCUCAGAGAGCGCCGCCUCGGGUGGAGACCAGGAAAGUGGAGGUUCAGAACACCGACGAGGAGGAAGAGGAGGCCGAGGAGGAAGUGAGCUGCUUCAGAGAGGUGGUGCCGGAAGGUAACAGACAGAUAGACCUGUCCAGUCAACAGCAGAGAGAUGUGGCCGUGCUGAUGGGUGACACGCCGAGUCCCGUGCACAGCGUGGUCAGCAUUCGCAGUGAGCUGACUGACGGAGAGGAGGAGGAUGAAGACCCACAGAGGUGCCUGAGAGAGUGCAAAGCGGAGUGUGCGUGUGAGGCCUGCAGAAACACCAGUGUGUCCAUGGAGAGAGUGUGUUCUCUGAGCAGCCCUGACAGCAGCCUGAGCACCAACUCCUACAACUCCAACUCCCUUCACUCCAGCCCCUCUGUCUCUCCCUGCAAGAGACCCAACAGCAUGUCUGAGGACGACGGACAUGAGAGUGGCUGUGACACAGUGGAAGGUUCCCCCACCUCCGACACAUCCAUCUCCCCACGUGGCAACAGCCACUACCGGUACCUUGAUAAUGGCAAUCACAUCAACCGCCCGGCUUUGACUUCCAUGGUAGCACCGCUGCCUACCCCUGCAGUGCAGGGCAGGAGUCCCCACGGUGUCCGGACCAUGGUGGUUCCACCAAUGAGAGUGCAGAACAACAACAGCUAUGGAACAGAGCAGCGUGUCCUGAGAACGGUCUCAGAGUCCUGGUCCCGGUCCAAAGGGCGCUGCAGUCUCAUAGGACAACACAACAGUCCCUCUUCUGCCCCCCUCCUCCCAGCCGGCCCCCUCCUGUCCAGGCAGCAAGCGGCCGCAGGGCAGCACCUGCCCCCUCUGGCCUUUGGACAGGUGCAGCCGUACGGUUCAAACCACAGCAGCAAAGAGUGGAACGGCAACUAUGGGCCUCUGCGACCUCAUGCCUACAUUCCCCCCACGGUCCACACACACACCUUCACUCACCUGCCGCACAGCAGCCCCACGCACAACUCCGCCGGCCCACACAACCACACCCAGGGCAUGGCCACACACACCCUGCUGUCCUACGGCCCUGGUGGGCCCCUCACCACCGCCCACCACCCCCAUCCCAUCCUGCCCUCUCGCCCUCCUCCCCCUCUCCUCCAGCACAGCUAUGGUCUCUCCCACCCACAAGGAGGCACUAUAGUUCACCAGGUAACCCUGGGCAUCAGCGCCCACCCCCACCACCAUGGACAUCCCGGGCACAGGCUCCUGCCCUCCCCGACCAUCCACCCGCACCACCAGCCCAGCUACGCCCACCUCCCCCACCAGUUCAAGCCUCCCUUUCCCCCUCCCCCUCCUCACCCCUACAUGGCCUCGCCAGCUGCCUACACCGGCUUCCCUCUGAGCCCCACCAAGCUCAGCCACCACCCACAGUUCUCCUAUAUCUGAGGUCCAGGGCGGGGCCGCAGCAGUUCCCCCUCGGGAGGAGGGGCCACGCAAAAUGGAGUGGGGCUGCGACCUGGGCAGGUAGAGCGAGCAGCCGAGCACAAAACGGACACUUUUGAUGACGAAGAUGAGAAUAUGGUUAAGAAGAAGAGGAUGGAAAAUUAUGUAUUUCAAAGGAUUUGGAGAUAAAAGAUGUUUUGUGAAGCCUCCUUCACGUGGAGGUUCACGUCACGAGUCCCAGACGACAGCGGAUCUGAUGGACUUCCUGCGAAAUCAGCAGAUUUCAGCCAUCGGAGGAAAACCGAUUUAAAACUGCAAAGCUUUAUAAAAGAGAACAUUACACGAGUGAAACGAUUCACACGUGAUGAUGAUGAUGAUGAUAAGGACCUGUUCAUUAAGAAUGUCCUUUGCACAUUACCUCCUGUCUUUGAGUGUUGCGUUGUGUUGUGAUCUAAUUAGAGGCUGGAAUUGGCUUGUUGUUGUCGUCGUGGGUGUGGGAUCGCUCCGCCCCCCCCCCCUUCCCUUUAUCUUUGUUGCCUUGUAGCACGUGCUCGCCGGUCAGAUCUGUUCGCCCUCCCAGUCGGUGUUAACCAGGACCCAACGCUCCUGUCUCUGUUUCAGGCAGACUUAGCUGCUGCCGCCUCCUAGUGCCUUAAAACCAGAGUCUACACGUGACUUCAGGAGCAUUUAUAGAUUGUACAUUUAAAUGGGCUUGCAGCACUAGGCUUGUGGUUGUUUAUUUUUAAAUAUUGGACUUUUGCUUUCUAACUCAAGAGUAUGGAUUUACUUUAGCUAGAGGCUGCACAUUUAGGGCUUUGACUGAAUGAGCUUUUUAAUGUACAUAGAGAGUGAUUUGAUAUUUUGAUAAUCGAUUUCUAUUCACUAUAGUACUUAAUUCAUAACAGUAUUGUCACUGUUUACUGUAACUGCAAUACAAUCUAGAUAGCCUCUGGGUUGCUGUGUUUUUAUUAUUUUAUGCAUUUUAAGGUUAGACUUGCAGUAAUGCAUCCUAUGUGUUAGAGUGUUUUCUUUGGGAGUGGCAUAGACUUAAAGAUAAUUAAGUUUUUAUCUUUUAAAUGCUUGUCAGUGUUUGAAAUAAUCAGCUUACAGUGUCACUGCUGGGCUAUUGAGUGUUAGAGGUGUAUUGGUAAUUGUUUAAAAAUAUUUGUGUGAGAUGAAUUUUGUCCAUGUAUUGAAGCCUGUUGUCAGUUUUGAUACAUUCCUUCAGGGUGGAUGCAUAGCCUUGAUUUGUGUGAGUGUGUGUGUGAGUGCGUGUGUGUUUGAUUUCUCGUGUGUAGUAGAGCUGCGUCUUUACCUGUCCUCAUAUCAACUGGUAUUUUACUCCAAUCAGCACCAAAGACUGUUCAUGAAUCAUUUCUGAAGCAUGGUCGAUACGAUUUCUCCCUGUCACCUCCGGCGUACUGUCGCAGUUUAAUCCACAUCGGAUUCUAUAUAUUGUGAGAUCUCUAUUUUACGAAGAAACCAAUGAGGUUGAGGUUUUUAUUUUUCUGAGCUAUGUUUGGCUAAUUGUAUUUGGAAUGUAUAGUUAUAGUAUAAUAAGCUGCUAUGUACUGAUUAUCCGCCACUUUUCGUAGCUGUGAAUUUAGAGGACUAAUCUCAUUCUAGCCUGCAACUCUCUCUCUUCUGCAUCGUAGUUCACGCGACUAUAUGAGAUGGAAGUGGGUUUUAUUUUGAUCCUAGAGUAUAUUGAAUGCUAUUCCUAUAUGCUAGUGCCUCUGUAUAUUGGCUUUGUUGUUUUGAAGUGAUUGUAAACUGCUGUAAUGGAAGUUAUGAGUUUUCUUUUUCUUUUUUAUUAUUCUGUUGCUUUUUGGUGUGUGUGUGUGUGUGUGUUAAUGUGUGUUUUUUUGUGUGUGUGUGUGUGUGUGUAUUUAGCAUCAGUAUUUCAAACGUAGGCUGGGUUUCAUUCUUUGAUUCUGUAACCGGUGUGUCGUUGACGUAUUAUUGUGUUUCACAUGUUGUCGUCCUCUGAUGACGCAGCUUUUUGUUUCUCCGUUAUCGGACUGUGAUGGCGACUCCUCGUACUGUACUGAACUUAGUGCCUUCCUUCGAGCCAGUGGCUGACGAGGGCGACGUCUCGCGUGGAUAUCAAAGCGGUUUCUGAAAUUCAUUGACUCAAUUCCUCCUGAAGGGGAAUCAGCUCCUGUUCUCACAUCAACAACAAAAACCCCAAAGUUGUUUGUUUGACAAAGAUGAGGAGGGAAAACAAACCUAAGAAAGUCAGGGAUUGUUUUUCUGUGCUCGACACCGACACCGUGCAGGGCUAAGAAACCCGGGGCCUGAAAAAAACACACAAGUACAGAGCUUUACUCUCACAACGUGAAUGUACUUGUGGACGUCGACACAUCUGCUUUUGGUUCCGCGGGUGAGUUGUUUGCAUUUCUAGUGGCUACACAAC